Racocetra fulgida is the source of this 462-nucleotide messenger RNA. Lineage: Eukaryota; Fungi; Glomeromycota; Glomeromycetes; Diversisporales; Gigasporaceae. The record is from the annotation of a GenBank genome assembly.
UUAUAAACAAGCCCUUGAAGGUGCAAUUGAGGGACGCAAAAAUGUCGUGGCAUCUGGAGUACCAUUCUCAAGGCCGGAUGACUAUUUCGCUGAAAUGGUUAAAUCAGAUGUGCACAUGUCCAGAAUACGACAAAAAUUGGUAAACGAAGAACAACGGAUUAAGGCCAGUGAAGAAGCAAGGCGCCAGAGAGAGUUAAAGAAAUUUGGUAAAAAAGUUCAAAUUGAAAAAAUUCAAGAACGACAGAAAAAAAAGAAAGAAGAAUUGGAAAAAAUUAAAGUCAUGAAAAAAAAUACUGCCAUAGAUGAUGAUUUUGAAAUCGCUCUAGAGCAGGCCGCAGCCGAUGAUAGACCAAAAAAGAGACAAAAUACUGGGAAGAAUGCAAAGCGUAUCAACGUAAAUCGGCGAGAAAUAAAAAGUGAUACAAAACUCAGCAAGUUGUUGCAAAUAUGGUUAAUUCACUU